AUGUUCCGCCUUUUUGUGACGUUCACGGCACUUUUCGUGUUGAUCAAUGCAGAAUUGCGAAGAUUUCCAUUAAAUAAGGCAAACUCCGUUCGAAGAUCGAUUGACAUCUAUCAUCGAAAGAGUCGUCUAAUUCCAGUGAGCACUGGUAUUGUAACCAAGGUACCUUUAUUCAAUGGAUAUUUAUAUCCAAGUGCUCCGUAUUAUAUCGUUAUUACAAUUGGAACUCCACCGCAGAAGUUUAAAGUAAUUAUCGACACUGCUUCUUCAGAUUUGUGGAUCCCAUCAAAAUGCUACAUUUUGAAUAAUGUUUCUCGCGAAUCACAUAAUUUUUAUAAUUACGAAAAAUCCAUAACCUUCGAGUCAUAUGCUGAUAUUUUCAAUGUUACGUACACACAUGGAACUGUGCACGGAUAUUUAAGUACGGAUGUAGCGAAUAUUGCUGGCUUUAAUAUUCCAAAUCAAGUAUUCGGUGAAGUAAUAAAAGCAUCAGGAAUUAUGUUUAUCCAUUUGAAAUUCGAUGGACUCUUAGGAAUGGGUUAUCCGGAAAUGGCAUAUAUCAAAGGAGUAACUUCCGUUUUCAAUAAUAUUUUUAGACUAGGUUUAAUUGAGCCAGUUUUUAGUCUCUAUGUGAAUCGAAGUUCUAUAUCCGAAUUGGUUGGUGAACUAAUCUUAGGUGGCUCUGAUCCUAAUCAUUAUUUAGGCGAAUUUACGUAUGUUGAUGUUACUCGCAAAGGAUACUGGCAAUUUAGGAUGGAUAAGAUUCAAAUAGAAAAUAUCACCUUAUGCCUGAAUGGCUGCGAAGCUCUUGUCAACACGGCUAGUAAUCUAAUACUUGGAUCAUCUGUGUAUAUUGAAAUUAUUAACAAACUAAUUGGAGGAGUUUAUGCUGAAGAGGCAAAAACAAUUAUUACUAACAUUAAGCUUCGUUUGAAGGUGGAGUGCGAUAGGGCAGUUAAUUUUCCCAAUAUCAGUUUCUUCAUAGGUGGUGAAUCAUUCGAAAUCACUUAUACAGAUUAUAUUCAUGUGAAUAUGGUGAACGGUACGAUGGAGUGUCUCAGCGCUUUUGCGAAUACGAAGAAAAGUAAUUUCAAUGACGAAUCGAUUUGGCUUUUGGGACAAGCAUUUCUACGUCGGUAUUAUAUCGUGUUCGACAUGAAGUACAAUCGGAUGGGAUUUGCCUUUAGGAAUGAUUAA
Cyphomyrmex costatus is the source of this 1194-nucleotide messenger RNA. Its product is annotated as lysosomal aspartic protease-like. Lineage: Eukaryota; Metazoa; Arthropoda; Insecta; Hymenoptera; Formicidae. The transcript is spliced from 8 exons. Gene Ontology annotation, biological process: proteolysis. Gene Ontology annotation, molecular function: aspartic-type endopeptidase activity. The coding region runs from base 1 to 1194 and encodes 397 amino acids. The record is from RefSeq and is a predicted model, not a curated record.